This is a messenger RNA of Ciona intestinalis (vase tunicate), 841 nucleotides long. RefSeq names its product peptidyl-prolyl cis-trans isomerase NIMA-interacting 4-like. The record is from RefSeq and is a predicted model, not a curated record. Gene Ontology annotation, molecular function: DNA binding; peptidyl-prolyl cis-trans isomerase activity. NCBI's taxonomy places the organism in Eukaryota, Metazoa, Chordata, Ascidiacea, Phlebobranchia, Cionidae. Gene Ontology annotation, biological process: rRNA processing.
UGCGUGUGUGUUCAUUUGUAAUAUUCUGUCAAAGCAUCAACAACAACGCAGAGUGGAUAAGCUGUGUAACACGCACUGCACAUUACAGUAUUCAAACACGUUUUUACGUUAAUACGUUCUAGGUGCUUUUAGAGUUGCAUAUUUUAAACAAGAUGCCGAAGAAAGGUGGAGGUGGAGAUAAGGGGAAGUCAUCCAAAAAAGAUGCAGCAGGCGCAGGUGGUGGAGGUAAAAAGGAACCUAAAGGUGCCAAUUCUGUCAAGGUGCGGCAUAUUCUUUGCGAAAAGCACUCCAAGUGCAUGGAAGCAAUGGAGAAGAUAAAGGCAGGAAUGAAAUUCAAUGAGGUUGCUCAACAAUACAGUGAGGACAAAGCAAGGUCCGGCGGUGAUUUGGGCUGGAUGAUACGUGGAAGCAUGGUUGGUCCAUUUCAAGAAGCUGCUUUUGCAUUGCCAGUUAGUUCUUUGGCAUCCCCCAAGUACACGGACCCGCCAGUUAAAACGAAGUUUGGUUACCACAUUAUUAUGGUGGAAGGGAAAAAAUGAGUAAAAUGAUUUCAUUGCAAUGAAAGAUAAAAUGGGUGCAGUGGAAAUUCUAGACUUUAUCCACAAUGUUUUCCAUUGUAAAAGUGUAUGCUGUAUACAAAUAACAAGCAUGUUAAUGCUUCAACGAUAUGAUUGUAAAAAGUUAUAAAAGCAUGAAAUACUUAUAAGAAACAUGAUACUACGUAUAACUGUUUUUACAAGGCACCUAUAAGGUAAAUGAAACAAUUGCAGGAAGGCAUGUCAGCAAAAAAAAUUUAAAAAGUGCACCAAUAAUAUUACUAAUUGCUUGGUGCAAACCACAA